Messenger RNA from Pangasianodon hypophthalmus (striped catfish), 3010 nucleotides. RefSeq names its product MAP7 domain containing 1a (gene map7d1a). NCBI's taxonomy places the organism in Eukaryota, Metazoa, Chordata, Actinopteri, Siluriformes, Pangasiidae. The record is from RefSeq and is a predicted model, not a curated record. Bases 262 to 2475 code for a protein of 737 amino acids. The transcript has 19 exons. Gene Ontology annotation, cellular component: microtubule cytoskeleton. Gene Ontology annotation, biological process: microtubule cytoskeleton organization.
GGUGUGUGAGAAGUGAGUGUGUGUGUGUAAGUGUGUGUGUGUGUGUUAGAAAUUUGUGUUUGGUCCUGAACUCCAUUUAAAGACCCAUCGGAGAAAAUCCACAGUCCUGAGCUGAGAUUUUGGCUCUGUUCUGUCUGUGCUGUGGGGAUAGGCUGGGCUUUUUCCUUCCUUUCUUUCUUCCUUUCUUUUUUUAUUUCUGAGGAAUGAGUAUACAGUUCAAGAGAAUAAACUAGCGACAGUGCGUCUGAUCGACAGAGCAACAUGGAUCGUGAAGAUGUUCGUGGACUAGUGCGGACACACACACAUUCUCCCAAGUCUCCAGACAUGAAAUCCAAGACAGCCAAAAGUGAGACCCCUUCAAAGAAGGAAAGUGAACGUCGAUCUGUCACUACAAGACCAGACGUCAUUGCAAAGUCACCUGGAACGCCCAGUCCCCAAAAUAAAAAAGAUGCAGUGAAGCUGGAGGACAGGCAAAAACUGGCGAAGGAAAGGAGAGAAGAGAAGGCUAAAUAUCUUGAACAACGUGGCGAGUUUCAAGCUGCUAAGAAGUCGGAGUGGUUGGAGAAGGAGGAACGGGCGCGGCAGUUACGGGAGCAGCAGUUACAGGAGCGCAGGAGAAAGCUGGAGGAUCAGAGGCUGAAAGCUGAGAAGCGUAGAGCUGCUCUGGAGGAGAGACAGAAGCAGAAACUGGAGAAGAACAAGGAGCGUUAUGAAGCUGCCAUCCAGAAGUCUACAAAGAAGACGUGGGCUGAGAUUCGCCAGCAGAGAUGGUCAUGGGCUGGAGGCCUGAGUGCCAGCUCCAGCCAGAGUCAGAGCCGAUGCUCAAUUUCUGCAGUCAACCUUCCCAAACACGUGGACUCUGUUCUAAACAAGCGUCUCUCCAAAUCCUCCGCCACCCUCUGGAACUCCCCCAGCAGAACCCGUAGAUUGGAGUUAAGUCCUUGGGAGAGUAGCAUUGUGGACCGCCUAAUGACACCCACCCUGUCCUUCCUGGCACGAAGUCGCAGUGCCGUCAGCGUGCAGAGCAGCGGCAAAGAUUCGCAAUCUCCACUGUGCCCUCGUUCAGCCUCGGCGAGUCCGCUCGCAGUGUGUUCUCACCGGCCCCAUCGAUGCUCUGAGCGCUGGAGGGUCACGACCAGCACCCCCGACAUCACCCAGCGCCCCCGCAGACGGGACUCCACUCCUAUGGAUAAGAAUAAGAAGGAGAAGAAGGACAAGGAGCGGGAGAACGAAAAGGAAAAGAGUGCCAUCACCAAAGAGAAGGUGCUGAAGAAGAGACAGUCAUUACCAGCAAUGCCAACCAGAUGUGAGCCCAGUCCCAGUGCACUGAUAAAGCAGCGGGCUUCCUCGCCCAGACCCCCAUCAUCCCUUGUCAGCCCCAACACCCCAAAAUCUCGACCUAAGAGGGCACGAACGCCACUCCGCGUGGAGGCACACACCAAAACACCCGCUGCUGCAGAGCAAGCCCAAGAGCGCCACAUCUCAUCUCCCAUCCCUUCAGUUGUCGUGCUAUCCACCCCUGGCACGCCCCCUCGUGCAAAUACACCAACCACAGCGAUCUGUCCCUCCUCCGUUCCUGAACAGUCCUUGCCCAAUUCCAGCAUUCCGCUAGCUUCUCCAGCUCCCUCCCCUGCCAAGCCCAUGGCUGGAACAACUGAUCCAGAGGAAGCCGCCCGCAUUCUGGCUGAGAAGAGACGACAGGCCCGAGAACAGAGGGAGAGGGAGGAGCAGGAACGGAGGGAGCAGGAAGAAAAAGAGAGGGAGGAGCGGAUGGCGCAGGAGGCAGAGGAGACGAGGCGCAGGGAGGAGGAGGCACGGCUCAUGGCAGAGCAGCAGAGGCUGAGAGAGGAAGCUGAGCGUCUGCAGCAGGAGAAGGAGGCUCAGGAGAAAGCCAGAGCUGAGCAAGAAGAGAACGAGCGCCUCCAGAGACAGAAAGAGGAGGCCGAAGCCAAGGCCCGAGAGGAGGCGGAGAGGCAGCGUCUGGAGAGAGAGAAGCACUUCCAGAAGGAAGAGCAAGAGAGGCUGCAGAGGAAGAAGCGCCUGGAGGAAAUCAUGAAAAGAACACGCAAAACAGACACCCCAGAAAAGAAGGACGUAAAAUCUUCUCCUCCUCCCCAAGUUAAUGGUGGAAGUUCUAAACCUGAAUCAGAGAGCAAUAAAGCAUCUGAUGACUACCUUCCAAGCACAGAGCUGGAACAAGACAGUCAGUCACAAAGUGGAAGGAAAGAGAGUUCUUCAGUCCUUGUGAUCAAUGGUAUCCAAGCUCCUAAGCAUGAGAAUGGACUAUCAGGUGGUGAAGCAUCCCGUUUUGGAGAGAUCAUUCAGCUGUCCAAUCACGGUGGCGCUAACGGCAGUGGGCGGGAGAAGUCAGAGACUGACAUCCCAAAUGAGCCAAUCGUGGCCUUUGAUAGUGGGAACACUUUUCUGAAAAAAGCAGGCCCCAUGAAGCCUCAGCAUGUUGCAGAGGUGCUGUGAGCAUCAGAGCUGUUAAACAGAGGUGAUGUGAGACGUCUGCCUGACUCCCAGCUCCCUGCCGGAGGGUAUUGUGUGAUGAAGCACAGCCUGACCAGACCCGUGCCAACCCAAUCACUGACUGCUGUUUAGAUUGUCCAGAGCAUCAUCAUGGUUAGAACCUGCCCUGUGCAAAAGGGUGUGAUUACAAGAAACCACUCUGCUGCCAAGCUUAACUAAACAAGCCCUCACCACCCUCCAAGGUGCAUUCUGUCACUAUUUAUCAAAAGCUCACUCAGCAGUCUGACCUCGCACCUUAGGACAGACCGCGCUAUGCGUCUCCGUGAUCACCAGAGCAAACACAAACAUGAAAAAACACGAUUUAUGGCUGUAUUUCUUAUCAUGAGUUAAAAAGAGAAGUGCUUUGGCUAGUUUGUUUUUAAUGUUUAGUUAUUUAAUGUGAUGAGAAUUGUAACUACUGGGUACAGCUACAUGUGAAUAGUGUAAAUUGGAAUACAGAUGGGAGAGGUUUGUGAAAUUAAAUUGAAUGAAAGAAGUA